Messenger RNA from Aspergillus ochraceoroseus IBT 24754, 4355 nucleotides. RefSeq names its product putative P-type ATPase. The coding region runs from base 61 to 4035 and encodes 1324 amino acids. Lineage: Eukaryota; Fungi; Ascomycota; Eurotiomycetes; Eurotiales; Aspergillaceae. The record is from RefSeq and is a predicted model, not a curated record. Gene Ontology annotation, molecular function: ATP hydrolysis activity; ATPase-coupled monoatomic cation transmembrane transporter activity; P-type ion transporter activity. Gene Ontology annotation, cellular component: membrane. The transcript is spliced from 22 exons. Gene Ontology annotation, biological process: intracellular calcium ion homeostasis.
GGCUGUCAUGUCAAACAGUGGCGGGGCAGACAAUAGACAAGAUCAUAUCGAGACCACAACAUGGAGCACUCCUCAUGUUCAUCAGCGGAGAGUCCGUCCCCGGAGCCAUCUGCUAUUGCGGUGGCCCGUCGACGUGACUCAAUGAGAAGCAGUUAUAGCGUGGUAACGGAUGUUGAAAUGGCUCGCAACGAGAUUUUCGACGGCCCGAUCUCAGAAAGUAUUCCAUCAAGCGUCGCCUCUUUCUCUCAUCGCCGAAGUAGCCGUAAUAGAAAAGAUUCCACAGCUGGGUUCAUACACUUCCAAGAUGAUGGCGACGCACUUGAAUGGAGCUAUAGGGAUUCCAUUGAUACCGACAAUGAUGUUGAUGAUCUAGCUGCCGCCGAGAUUGUUGAAACCAACGAGUCGACCAAAUUCUCCUACAGAUCAAGACUAUCACAAUCGCAGUACCGCAGAAGUUCUAUUGAAGACCCUCUUCUCCCUCGGCGGUCUCUUUCUGUUGGUUCGUCUGCCGGGGACUGGAAGGGGGAUGGCAGAGUAAGCCAGGAAAUCCAUAUUGCGUCCGAGGACUCUAGCAUUAUUAUCGCUGGUUUCUCGACAACCACCAUGGGAUCUUUCAUUUACUAUAUCCUAUGCACCUUGACACUUGGGCUUGCUUUUCUAUUAUUUCGAUGGUUUCCAAGAUGGAAAAUACAAUUGUUAGGAAGGCCUACGCCACUGAGAGAAUGCCAGUGGGUUGUAGUUGAGGACCAAUGGAAUCAAAUCAAUGUAUGCGAGGUCAUGGAUCAAACCUACGAACGCCCCCUUUCUACAAUUUUUGCCGACUCUCACCGCACCCUCUAUGAUGAGGAUAACGACCCCAUUGUUAAAUUCUUGCGAUAUAUUGACUACAGAUACUUGCGCUUCUUCUAUCACCCGCUGGAGGAUAGGUUUUUUCUUAUCAGCGGUUGGAAAGACCCCUCAUGGACGGACGCAAAAUCCAUGAGAGUUGGACUGAAUGCCGAAGAGCGUGAUAGCCGCGAGCACAUUUUUGGUAAGAACCUUGUUGAUAUUCAGCAAAGGUCCAUGUUUCAGCUUUUGGUAGACGAAGCAUUUCACCCGUUUUAUAUUUUUCAACUCGCCAGCCUCAUUCUGUGGUCACUCGACGAGUACUACUACUAUGCUGCCUGCAUUUUCGUUAUUUCGGUUGUCAGCAUAGGGACCACCGUCAUCGAGACCAAUGCUACAAUGUCUCGGUUGAAGGAGAUGUCACUUUUUGAAUGCGAUAUACGCGUGCUUAGAAACGGGUUCUGGAGAUCCGUCACAUCGCAAGAGCUUGUCCCUGGUGAUGUUUUCGAAUUUUCUGACCCGUCACUGAGCCAGGUCCCAUGUGAUUGUAUAUUGCUGUCUGGUGAUUGCAUUGUGAAUGAAAGCAUGCUCACAGGCGAAUCUGUUCCUGUAUCAAAAACUCCAUUGACGGAUGAAGCAAUUGAUUAUUUGAACCUCAGUGCGCCAUCAGUCCAUCACAAUAUUGCCAAACAUUUUCUUUUCAAUGGCACCAAGGUAAUUCGGGCACGACGCCCACAAGGAGUUGAUGAUGAUGAUGCUAUUGCCUUAGCUAUCGUUAUGCGAACAGGAUUUUUAACAACAAAGGGCGCUCUUAUUCGCUCCAUGCUGUUUCCGAAACCUUCUGGCUUUAAAUUUUAUCGGGAUUCAUUCCGUUAUAUAUCAGUCAUGGGCGCAAUAGCCAUCAUGGGUUUUGUGGCUUCAUUUGCGAAUUUUGUCCGGCUAGGUCUUUCCUGGCGCUUGAUAAUUAUCAGAGCGCUUGAUUUGAUCACGAUUGUUGUACCCCCUGCACUGCCGGCUACGCUAACAAUCGGGACUAACUUUGCACUUUCUCGAUUGAAACGCAAGAAUAUCUUUUGUAUCAGCCCACAAAAGGUUAAUGUGGGAGGAAAGCUAGAUGUUGUUUGCUUUGACAAAACUGGAACGCUCACAGAGGAUGGCUUAGACGUUCUUGGGGUACGAAUCAUGAAUCAGAACCAAAGACUUUCCGAUCUCCUCUCAGAUAUAUCAUCCAAACCAAUAACAGCGCUGAGUGCCGAAUCGAUGGACGAUUUUAAGAACUAUAAUACCAUCAUUCGUAUCAUGGCAACAUGCCACUCGCUAAGAGUAGUGGAUGGCGAACUACUAGGCGACCCAUUAGAUGUGAAGAUGUUUCAAUUCACAGGAUGGUCCUUUGAAGAGGGCGGGGGCCAUGCCCCUGAUCAGCCGAAUGCUGAGUAUGAGACGAUUGCUCCAUCCGUCGCUCGGCCUCCCGGUCCCAUAGAACAUAUUAAUGGUGACGGCCAUGGUAUCCCAAGUGAAGGCGUGGAGCUUGGGGUACUGCGCAGCUUUGAAUUCGUCUCACAUCUUCGGCGCGCAAGCGUGGUUAUAAGACAAUUUGGCGAUAGUGGCGCCACCAUUUUUGUCAAAGGUGCGCCGGAAAGUAUAAAAGCCAUUUGUUUGCCAGAAAGCUUGCCGACAGACUUUGAAGAGAUUCUAGGCCAAUAUACCCACCAAGGUUACCGCGUUAUUGCAUGCGCAGCUAGGUAUGAACGGAGAUUAAGCUGGAUGAAAAUCCAGAAGCUGACACGCGCGGAUGCGGAAUCGGGCCUGGAAUUCAUUGGUUUCAUUAUUUUUGAAAAUAAGCUGAAACCGAAGUCGGCUGAAAUAAUCGCCGAAUUGAGCCGGGCGUCAAUCCGAAAUAUUAUGUGUACUGGUGAUAAUAUACUCACCGCCGUUAGUGUUGCUCGUGAGUGUGGGAUGAUUGGAAAUGAGCAACACUGUUUCGUUCCGCGUUUCACAGAGGGCCAUCUCCAUGACUCCAGUGCUUCUCUUUGCUGGGAAAGCAUCGAGGACCCGACCUUUAAAUUAGACCCACACACUCUAAUGCCAUCAUUUGAUUCAGGAGAUAUUGACUUGUCUGUUCCCGGGAAUGCAUAUAAUGCUUACGAAUACACACUUGCAGUUAGCGGUGACGUAUUUAGGUGGAUUUUAGAUUUUGGAGAUGAACUUGUUGUGAAAAGAAUGCUUGUGCGUGCGAGUGUUUUUGCUCGGAUGUCUCCCGAUGAAAAACACGAGCUCGUUGAAAAGCUCCAAUCACUCGACUACUGCUGCGGAUUUUGUGGGGAUGGCGCAAAUGACUGCGGCGCCCUGAAGGCUGCGGAUGUUGGUAUCUCUUUAUCUGAUGCCGAAGCUUCUGUGGCUGCACCCUUCACUAGUCGUCACUUCGAUGUAUCGUGUGUUCCAACUCUAAUCAGGGAGGGCCGAAGCUCAUUGGUAACAAGCUUUUGUUGUUUCAAGUAUAUGAGCAUAUACUCAGCAAUUCAGUUUUCGACAGUGAGCUUCUUGUACACAUCAGCAUCGAAUCUUGGGGACUUUCAGUUUUUGUUCAUUGAUCUUGCCCUUAUUUUACCAAUUGCUAUUUUCAUGGGAUGGACUGCUCCUUACCCUGUCCUUUCUCGGAAGCGACCAACGGCGGAUCUUGUUUCCCGAAAGGUUUUGACUCCUUUACUGGGACAAAUCACGAUCUGUGUUCUAGUCCAAUUAGUAGCAUACAAAUCUGUUCAAUCACAGCCAUGGUUCAAACCACCGAGUAAAAAAUUAGAGGAUGACAACAUUGAGAACUCAGAAAAUACCGCACUAUUCCUCGUAUCUAGCUUUCAGUACAUAUUAGCUAGUGUCGUUUUGAGUGUCGGACCGCCAUUUCGGAAAUCAAUGAGAUCAAAUAAACCUUUCCUCGCCGUUAUCCUUGUAGACGUGCUCUUUUCGUGCUACAUGCUUUUCAGACCCUCAGCGUGGGUGACAAGAGUUAUGCAAUUGACAUACCUCUCGCAACCAUUUGCUAUUUGGCUACUUGCCCUGGCUCUUGGGUCCUUUAUAUUCGCUUUGGUAGCGGAACGAAAGUUCUUCCCUAGGCUUGCUCGCAUGUUGGGACGCUUAAUGGUAUUGUUGCGGCCAGGCCAUCAGAAGCAACGGCGCCAGUAUAAAGUGUUACUUGAGGAAAUGCGGAAAUAGUGCUUUUUUUCUUAUUGAGAUUAGGAUUUCUUGGUCUUUGAGAGAAGCGUAUACAUGUCCAAGGUUACGGUUGUGGUGAUAGGUAGAGAAUAGUACAUAGACGGCAUUAUGAAUAACCAUCAUACUGUUCAGGUAUUCGGGUGUGGUAUUUGUUCUGGGAUCGACAACAAGGUUUCCCUCCUUUAUCUCGCAACUGCUCAGUGGUCCCAUGGAUGCUUCCAGCCCAACAACGCAGGGCCAUCCUUCUUCGCUCGGUACAUCAAAAAGAACCACAUGCUAGCGCCGAGUGCAGUCGCGGUAAAGCGAUAGAGCGGUCUUGC